UUCAAACUGAUUGCAGAAGGUUCACACCUGUUGUUCCCAAGCUCUAUCAUGUCAACCAUACAGGAAGCUGAGCAACUCUAUGAAGAUUCAAUGCCCCAAGCUUGGGUGGAUGAGGAGAACAUCUACUGCAUUCCCGAUAACUUGGGCUUGAAUGCUGAGGAUCUUCCAGAGAAACCCAAUCUGCAGUUGAUCAUCGGAAAAAGCGAAAGCAACCACAGCGCAUCCCUUUCUCCACGUUCUACAACUCCAACAUCUCCUGACUACAUGAGAUCUCCAUAUUCACCCACAGCCAUAUACGCCGAUCCUAUGUCACCCACCUCUCCAAGGGAGUAUGUAGCACCACUUGGUCUCUCCACCCGGGUCUUGGACACCUCUCGGCAAAUGAACACCAAUGGGGAUGAGGUGGAUUACGAGGCACAAGAGGAUGAUAUCUGCCUCUAUGUCAGGGCCGGCAGUGACGGGGAGAGUAUAGGAAACUGCCCCUUCUCCCAGCGCCUCUUCAUGAUCCUCUGGCUGAAAGGAGUCGUCUUCAAUGUAACCACAGUGGACCUGAAGAGAAAGCCGGCAGAUCUACACAACCUCGCACCGGGCACCCACCCUCCCUUUCUCACCUUUAACGGGGAGGUGAAGACAGAUGUGAACAAGAUAGAAGAGUUCCUGGAGGAGACAUUGGCACCACCAAGAUACCCCAAAUUGGCAGCAAAGCAUCGCGAGUCAAACGCAGCCGGAAUCGACAUUUUUUCCAGAUUUUCUGCGUACACCAAAAACACCAAGCUGCAAGAUAAUGCCGUUCUAGAGAAAGGCUUGACAAAAGCCCUGAAGAAGCUGGACGAUUACCUCAACACACCGCUCACCGAGGAGAUCGAUGCAAACAGCCGAGAAGAAGAAAAGGUCUCCAGACGGAAGUUUCUGGACGGGGACGAGUUGACACUCGCGGACUGUAAUCUCCUGCCCAAGCUUCAUGUGGUCAAAAUUGUUGCAAAGAAGUAUCGCAACUACGAAAUUCCGGCAGAGAUGUCCGGCGUGUGGAGAUACCUGAAGAACGCCUACGCCAGAGACGAGUUCACCAACACCUGCGCCGCGGACAAAGAGACAGAGCUAGCCUACGCGGACGUGGCCAAGAGGCUCUCCAAGUCCUAACUGCACCAGCCGAAAGGUCCUCGGACCGUUAGACUGUUCUCCGUGUUGCCUUAGGAUGGAUCUCCUCCAGCUUAUCCACCCCCUACCACCCCUACGUCCAGAUCCUCCGACGCUGUGCCGCUUGGCAAGAAGAGCUCUCCCCGGGGAAAACUGGGAAGAAAUUAACUGUGAUCAGCACAAAAUGAGGGACAAUGGCCGCGAGGUUCACCGCGCGCACUUCCCUCCGAAGAUUCGACAAAUCGUCUUAAGGCAAUAACGCGCGUUCAUAUAGAAAAGUAUUUUUGUAAUGUAAGCUGACUCCUUUAAAGAGUGAUUUAUAAAAUGUAUUAUUCAUGAUUGUA
Molecule: messenger RNA, 1481 nt
Organism: Nanorana parkeri
Lineage: Eukaryota; Metazoa; Chordata; Amphibia; Anura; Dicroglossidae
Gene: CLIC5
Product: chloride intracellular channel 5
Exons: 6
Coding region: 49-1140 (363 amino acids)
Source: RefSeq, a predicted model, not a curated record